AUGGAAGAAAUAAAAGCUUGUAUUUAAAGUCCUUAGGGAUUUUAGCUAAAUAUAAAUAAAGUAUUGGAUAAAUUGAAAAAAGAGAGGUAUAGUUAUUAUUAAAAUAUAAAGUGAACUUGCUCCUAAUUUUAUUCAAUAUGCUGAUGAAAUAUUUUAAAGUAAUGAAAGCCUAUUAAAGAAGUAUCUCAUUUUAAUGGUAUAGUUAAUUACUUAUAAAAUUAUAGAUUAUUAGAGAAGCAGUUUGCACAAAUCCAGUUGGAUCUGUUACAAAUAAAUUAGCUAGCAAUAAUUCAAUUUUGAAUUAUUUAUAAGAUAUUGUUAUGUUUCAACCAGGUUCUGAUGAUGAAUAUAAAGGAAUCUAUAAAUUUGAAAAUGAUAGUAAUUUAGAUUAAUUACUAAAUUGUUAGCUCCAUAGAUUGCUAUAAAAUAUUUCAAUUUGAUAUUAGAACUAAUCAAAUUUUUGGCUGAAAAAUAUCCUGUUACUUCAACUAACAAAUCCACUAAGUUUAAAAUCUUGUAUGACAGAUUGGUUCAAUAAGAUAUUGUCUUUCCUAAACAAAAUAGAGAAUUAACAGCAGAUAUUAGUGAAAUAGAGGAAGCUGUUGAAUAGAAUUAACCUGUAAAAAGACAAUAAAUACAAUAAAUGGAAUCUAAUAGAGAAAAUGGAAUAUAAUAAGUGGAGGAAUUACAAAUUGAAAUGAAUGAAUAAAUUGACACAAUUUGGGAUAUGCUUAAUGAUUAAAAUUGCAAUCCAGAGGGUGCAAAAGACAGUACCUAAAAAUUAUGAUUUUAGUGUUAUAGUUUUAUUGUGAUACUUUUAAAGAGAGCGAUGCUAAAUUACAAUAAUUGGAAUAUGAAUUAUCUGAUAAAUUGAGUCAAUAAUAAAAGGAUUAGAUUGAAUUGUUAUGUAAUUUCAUAAAGAUUUUCAAUUUAAAGUUUAAUCAUUUUGAAAGAAAUAAAACUAAAAAUGGAUUUUUAGAAUUUCAACAUGCUGUUUUAACAGAAGCUAGUAAAAUUACUAAAAAGAAUUAUACUCCAUCUGAUGCUUAUUAAAAAUCUAAAAUUUAACCUCUUUCUCCAAUAAGAUAAAUAGGUUAAGAUGAUACAUAAGAUGUAUCAAGAUUAAAUGAAUUAACAAAUACUUAAAUUGAAAAGAAGGAGAAAAUUAUUUCUUAAAUUAAUUAUUAAAGAGAUUUAGAAUAAUAAUAAUAAUAAUAAUAAUAAUAAUAAUAAUAAUAAUAAUAAUAAUAAUAAUAAUAGAUUGAUUAAUCAAGAUCUUAAAAUAAAAUUAAAUAAGUUGAAAAAUAAAAAGUAAUUUAAUAAUAGUAAAAUAAUUAAUAUGAUGAAUAUGAUCCAUUCGAUAUGUAAAAUUAACUUUUAUAAUAACAAAUUUAAUAUGAUUAAUAGUUCUAAUAAAAGUAGUAUUAAGAUCAAUAAAAAUAUUAAAAUUAAUAAGAUUUACAUCAAUAAAAAUCUUUUAAACCAGCUUAAUAAAGUAAUACACUUUUACUUGAAACUGAAUAUUCAUAAUUUGAGUAAACGAUACCAUAAUAGAAUAAAAAUUAAUUUGCAUAAGAUUAUUAUUAAUAACCCUAAAGAUAAGAGAAUAAAAAUUUAUCUUUGUAAUAAUAUGAAGAUUAGUAUACUUAAAAACCUUAAGGAAUGAAAUUAACUUUUGGUAAUAGUGUAGAUUAAGAAUAAGAUAAAAAGAAUGUUGGGUCAAAUUAAGAUUAAUUUAAAGAAAUUAGAAAUUCAUAAUAAUAUGAUGUUUUUAAAUAGUAAAUUAGUGCACCUUAUUCAGGUCAUUAAUUAAAUAAUCAAUUUCUAGAUAUAUAAUAAAAAUUAAGUAAAUGUGGAUAUACUUAAAAAAUGAUUGAUGUUUGGAAGAAGACAUGUUUAUUAGGGAAGGGGAAUUUAUUUGAGAAUGAAUUAAUUAGAGUUUAUUGUACAUUUGGAUUAUAAUUUUAAGUGUUGAAUAAUAAAAAUUACUUGAAAAUAUCAUUGUAUAUUUUUAAUAAGGUUGAUCAAAGUUUGUCAAUUAAUAUCAAAUUUUAAGGAGAUAAAUGUAAUUAUGAAUUUAUUACAUACAGCAACUAAGUUUUGGAUAAAAUAAGACAAUAAAAAGAUUUUGGAACGAGAAUUACAAUAUUUAAUAGUGGUUGAUGAAUGCAAGGAACUUAUUAAUUGUAAAAUAGAGAUUGAAAAUUAAAUAUUAAAUGUGUUGUUACCAACAUGUCAAUAUAACUUUAUAGAUUUCCUUGAUUUAAGAGCAGAAAUAUUUUAAGUAAAGAUUAAGGAUGUUCGAUUAUAUUAAAGUCAUCCAUUUAGAUUAUAGAUUGGUUGGGACACAUUUAAGAAAAUUAGAUUUACUGAAGUGAAUAAUUACUAUGGUAUAGGAUUUAUAAUAAUUUAAUUAGGAGCUACUUAUGGAUAUAAUAAUUAUAUUAGAGUAAUGAUGAUUGAGAAAAAUAUAUGGAUCAUAGAGGCUACUGAUUAAAAUCUCAUUCCAUAAUUAUUAUUUUUGUUUUCUUGA
Messenger RNA from Paramecium primaurelia, 2533 nucleotides. The record is from the annotation of a GenBank genome assembly. Lineage: Eukaryota; Ciliophora; Oligohymenophorea; Peniculida; Parameciidae.